This is a messenger RNA of Camellia sinensis, 1317 nucleotides long. The record is from RefSeq and is a predicted model, not a curated record. NCBI's taxonomy places the organism in Eukaryota, Viridiplantae, Streptophyta, Magnoliopsida, Ericales, Theaceae.
UGUAGUGGUCUAUCUAAAAAUUAAAAUUUAAAAUUUUUUAGUGGCAACUUAACUCGGGAGGGGGAAAUGGAGUCUGGAAGUAGCGACGUGAUGGUGACAGCGGGAGAGUACAUAUUGUGGGAAAAGCUGGGAGGAAGGAUGUCGACGGUGUGGAAGGCCGAGCACCGGACGCAUGGCCAAGCGGUGGCGCUGAAGCAAGUCCGCCUCUCUAAUCUCACUCGCACCCUCAAGAUCUCUCUCGACUGCGAGCGCAAUUUCUUGUCCUCCGUCCAUCACCCUAACAUUGUUCGCCUUUUAGAUGUCUUCCAGGCUGAAGGUUGCGUAUUCCUGGUCUUGGAGUUUUGUGCUGGGGGAGAUUUAGCUUCAUACAUUCGACUACAUGGAAGAGUUCAAGAACAAGUUGCUAGAAAAUUCAUGCAACAGCUUGGAGCUGGUCUGAAGGUGCUAAACUCCCAUCACAUCAUCCACCGAGAUUUGAAACCAGAGAACAUUUUGCUUUCAAGCCCUCACAGUGAUGCAGCGCUGAAGAUUGCUGAUUUUGGUCUCUCAAGAAUUUUACAUCCUAAUGAUCACGCAGAGACAGUUUGCGGGUCUCCACUGUAUAUGGCCCCAGAAAUUCUGCAAUUUCAGCAAUAUGAUGCCAAGGUUGACAUGUGGAGUGCUGGUGUGAUUCUUUUUGAACUUCUUCAUGGCUAUCGGCCCUUUCAUGGUAGAACUAAUGUUCAGAUUCUGCAGAAUGUCCAGUCGUGUUCAUGUCUUCCAUUUUCCGAGCUCAUCCUUCCAGGGUUGCACCCUGAUUGUGUUGACAUGUGUUCGAGACUAUUGUCUAUCAAGCCAGAAAUCCGAUUGUCUGUUGAUGAGUUUAAUCGGCAUGAGUUCUUAAGGGUACAAGGACUUGGAGGUCAAGGCUGCUCAUGAGAGUUCAAGUCUUUCAAGGUUCACUGAAAUCAAAUUUGCUUGGUUGUCUAACCAGGUGAUGUGGUCGUUUGCAGGACUGAUUGUCGAGAAUUAAAUUCAGUGUCCCUUCUGUGAGAUUUGACAAGAUUAGUCGCAUAAGCAGGAGCGGGGAAUGGGUGAUGCGGAACGGGUGUGCAGCAUAGAGAAAUAGUACUUGUGUCUUUUAUUAUGUAAAUUUAUUAUAGUAUUUUGUUUCAACUAUGGUUUAGUAGGGAGCUUAUUUUGGUCAUGACUUUUGUUGAUACUAGAGCUAAAGAUAUGGUUCAAUCCAUUCUUUCUUUCCUUAUUUUUCAUUUUUAUAUUCUUCUUUAUAGUUAAAGAUAUUCUCACAAUAUUCAAUGUGAUGCAAAUUCACAUAAA